UGUGAGGUAAUCUUGAAUGGCGUAAUAAGAUUUCAGUGUCUACUACGAAUAUUGACUUCUGCUAGGUGGCACACGGAGUCUGAGGAUGCCUCAUUAACAGCAACAUGUUGGACUUAGAUGCAGCAAGGAAACGGACAACAGACAGAGUAUGUGAGGAGGUGUGAUUCUUUAAACAAUGGACUAAAACAAACAUACUGUUUGUGGACAGAAACAGUGGACCUCCACCAUCUUGCCAUGGAGGGCUCAACUGUAAGAAAAAAACCCGGAUAUGGACAACACAAAAAAGAGAGUUCUGUUGGCCGCCAGAGGCUGUCCCGUCAGUCCACAGCAGACUGCAGCGGUGACGAGGUCCUUCAGCCCAGGAAACUCAACGGUUCCUCAGUGGAGACACCAAGCUACCAGAACCUGCACCGGGAACUGCUGCUCAGCCAUAAACGGGGCCUGCUAUUGGAGGAGAAACCAGAGCUGCAGAGAGUGUUGGAGCAGCGCAGACUGGAGCUGCACAAGGAGGAGGAGAUGGCACGACAGCAGCCCUCAGAUCUGGAGACGGAGCUCCGUAAGAGGCAGCAGAAGCUGCAAGAGUAUGAGCAGGAGGAGAUCAGGCGGCUGGAGAACCAGCAGAAGAUCCCAGAGUUUGUCCGUGUGAAGGACAACCUGAGGCGGACACAGACGUCUGAGCAGUGAUGCCCCGAGGCUCCCUUCAGCCCCUGCAACAUCUCACCAUAGUGGCCCUAUCUUCAUGUUCCCUGUCUGCUGAGUUAUAU
Etheostoma spectabile (orangethroat darter) is the source of this 764-nucleotide messenger RNA. RefSeq names its product protein FAM107B. Bases 118 to 684 code for a protein of 188 amino acids. NCBI's taxonomy places the organism in Eukaryota, Metazoa, Chordata, Actinopteri, Perciformes, Percidae. The transcript is spliced from 5 exons. The record is from RefSeq and is a predicted model, not a curated record.